AUGGUCAAGAUACGUGCCAAGAAAGGGUCUUUAUCGGCCGGUUUGGACAAUAAAAUCGCAGAUUUGGUGGAACGCAUGUUGGAGGAGAAAUCACUUGGGAAGAAGAAAGAGAAAGAGGCACGGAAGAGAGAGCCUAGCAACGAGGAUGAUGAAGGUAAUACAGUUUUAGAUGAAUAUGAGGACGAGUUUGAUGAAAUUUUUUUAGCUAGAGACUUGGAUUUUAGAGAAGUGAUUACAUUCGUCAAAUCCAAAGAUCUCUCAAUGCAACGCGUUAAAAAAGUGCCUUUGGAAAAAACUAUCGAAAAGGUUCUUCAACAGAUAGUGGACGAGGAAAAAGAACAAUUUGCAGCAUAUUUUGCCGCCCAGAAAGAAUCUGAAGAGGCCUCUAAGUCAGAUAUCGAUGAUCUUAGCGAAAAAAAUCUGAUGGCUUAUCCGGUAUCCAACGCGAUGAACAAGAGUAUUACAGACCAGUGGGACACGGCAAAGAGAACUGGGGACUCUGAGAACGCUCGUGGAGAGAGCCCUCAAGAUUCUGACAAAAAAUCCCGGAAAAGAGGUAAAGAUUCCACUGCAAGGCCCAAAAGACAAAAGACACAAGAAGACAGGAGUCCUCCACAAAUAGGCCUUUCAUCACUAGGUGGGAUGGAUGACGUUGUUGCGCAACUCAUGGAGCUGAUAGGCCUACCGAUUUUACAUCCAGAAAUUUUCGCCUCCACAGGAGUGGAACCUCCACGGGGAGUGUUACUUCAUGGUCCACCUGGUUGUGGUAAAACUUCGAUUGCUAAUGCCCUGGCAGGUGAGUUACAAGUCCCUUUCAUUUCGAUAUCGGCUCCGUCGGUGGUCAGCGGAAUGUCUGGCGAAAGUGAGAAAAAAAUCAGAGAUUUGUUCGAAGAGGCCAAAAGUCUAGCUCCCUGUCUAGUGUUUUUCGAUGAAAUCGACGCCAUCACUCCCAAGCGUGAUGGAGGAGCACAGCGUGAAAUGGAGCGGAGAAUAGUGGCUCAACUGCUAACAUCAAUGGAUGAGAUGUCAUUCGAAAAGACCGGCGGAAAGCCCGUAAUUUUCAUCGGUGCGACAAAUAGACCAGACUCUUUGGAUGCAGCCUUGAGACGUGCUGGAAGGUUUGAUCGAGAGAUUUGUUUAAAUGUGCCAAACGAAAUAUCUCGUCUGCACAUUCUUAAGAAAAUGUCUUCAAGUUUGAAGAUCGACGGGGAUAUCGAUUAUCUAAAACUAGCAAAACUGACUCCAGGUUUUGUUGGAGCAGAUUUGAAGGCGUUGACAACGGCAGCUGGAACUUGUGCAAUCAAGCGUAUUUUCCAGUCCUACGCAUUGAUAUCUCCCGGGUCGGAUAUGGACAUUGACGGCCCCGAGUUAAGCGGUCUAGAGCAGAAAAACACUGUGAGCAUGAUUGAUCCUCUCCCACUAUCAACUGUGCAAAGGUUUAUCCAGAAUUUCCCUGAGCCAUUGUCACCCGAACAAUUGGACACGUUAUCCAUAAAAUACGAGGAUUUUCUCAAAGCUCUACCUACCAUCCAACCGACGGCAAAGAGAGAAGGCUUUGCCACCGUACCAGACGUCAGUUGGUCUAACAUUGGAGCUUUGAACAAAAUCAGAAUUGAGCUCAAUAUGGCCAUUGUUCAACCCAUCAAAAGGCCGGAAUUGUAUGAAAAAGUUGGUAUUAGUGCCCCGGCUGGCGUGCUUUUGUGGGGCCCCCCUGGUUGCGGGAAAACUUUACUAGCCAAGGCCGUGGCGAAUGAAUCACGGGCAAAUUUCAUUUCGAUAAAGGGUCCUGAGCUGCUAAACAAAUAUGUCGGGGAGUCAGAGAGAUCUAUACGUCAAGUUUUCAAUAGGGCGCGAGCCUCUAUUCCAUGUAUUAUUUUUUUUGACGAGCUGGAUGCUCUCGUCCCAAGAAGAGAUACUUCCCUCUCCGAAUCCUCUUCUCGCGUCGUAAACACAUUACUCACCGAGCUUGAUGGUUUAAAUGAUAGAAGGGGAAUCUUUGUUAUUGGUGCCACUAAUAGACCGGACAUGAUCGAUUCUGCCAUGCUGAGACCUGGCAGAUUAGACAAAACCCUUUUCAUAGAGCUGCCUAAUUUUGAAGAGAAGGUUGAUAUCAUCAAAGCGUUGACAAGGAGUAAUGGCACUCCUUUGGCUCCUGACGUCAACCUUGAGAAGGUAGUAGCAAGCGAGACUUGCAAAAACUUUUCAGGUGCUGAUCUGGCUGCCCUUGUCAGAGAAAGUUCUGUUUUAGCUUUGAAAAGAAGCUUUUUCAAGAUGGAUGAGAUCCAAUCUGUCUCCGAAAAUAACCUAGACAAAGAGUUUGAAGACCUGAGCACUUCAUCCACAAGUGAUGUUCUUGUCACCAUGAGAGACUUUGGCUCAGCUAUGAGAAAGGUAAAGCCAUCGGUUAGUGAUAGAGAACGACUGCGCUAUGACAAACUUAACAAAAAACUUGGAUGGGUCGAUCGGGAUGAAUCGGCCGAUGAAGUGGGUAGUACUUAA
Molecule: messenger RNA, 2499 nt
Organism: Lachancea mirantina
Lineage: Eukaryota; Fungi; Ascomycota; Saccharomycetes; Saccharomycetales; Saccharomycetaceae
Source: the annotation of a GenBank genome assembly